This is a messenger RNA of Saccostrea cuccullata (small rock oyster), 2211 nucleotides long. RefSeq lists its product as uncharacterized. NCBI's taxonomy places the organism in Eukaryota, Metazoa, Mollusca, Bivalvia, Ostreida, Ostreidae. The record is from RefSeq and is a predicted model, not a curated record. The transcript has a single exon. Gene Ontology annotation, molecular function: zinc ion binding; nucleic acid binding. Bases 1 to 2211 code for a protein of 736 amino acids.
AUGCCUAGGAAACAGGACUUGGAAUUUCAACUUUCUAAACAAAAACGGGAACAUGAAUUACGUUUAAAAACACUUGAAUUGGAACAUGAAAAAGAAAUUUUGGAAUUACGUGUUCAGCUAGAGAAGGCCAAUUCAACGCCAGGAGCACAUUCGACAGGAAUGCCAAAAAUUAAACUUCAACCAUUUAAUCAGGAAAAGGAUGACAUUUUGUGCUAUCUCUCUGAAUUUGAUGCGGUAGCUGAGCAUGCAGGUUGGACUGAGAACUCAAAGGCUUUACAGCUUAGGUCACUUUUAACCGGAGAAGCUCGAGAAGUGUCGCAGCAAGUGACUUCAGGAUACAGAGAUCUGUAUAAGGCUCUUUUGAAUCGAUUCGGCAAGCGCCCAGCAGACUACUUUCAGUUCCUGGAGGAAAUUAAACGUAGACCAGGAGAAACUUACAGAGGAUUAAUGUCGAGAAUAGAUCUGUAUUUGAGUCGUUUCAUUGAUGAGAAAGAUCCCGUACAAAAGUUCCGCGAAGAGUAUUUCUUAAAGGCGUUAUCUCCUCAACAAGCCCAGUGGAUUAGACGGAAUAAGGGAAGUAGUGAGUUAGUUGAAGCUGCUGAGGAUUACAUUCUACCAACAAAAUCGGCCGAGGACAGGAAACUUCAAAAUCCUAAAGUGUUAGGUGAGAAGAAGAGCCAGGAACAGGGGAACUCCGGAAAGCAGAAAAGUUUGGAAAAAGUGAAAUGUUUUAGCUGUGGGAACUUUGGACAUUAUGCAAACAAAUGCCCAAAGAAAGGUAAUCUAGCGUCGUGUUUCGUGAAAGGAGCAUUAUGGGGUUUACAUUAUGUUCCGGGGAAAGUGGAUGAUGUGGAAGUGUCAAUGGUCAAGGACACUGGAACAUCUAUGACGCUAUUGCGGGAGGAUCUUGUUGAUCCAAAAUGUGUUCUACAUGGACAAACUACUUCCUUGGUUACAGCUAUUGGACAGCCAUUCGAGGCUAAGUUAGCAGUGGUUAACCUGGAAACACCAAUGUUUAAGGGACAUGUUCAGGUAGGUUUAGUACCUGAUCUGGUUGCAGAUGGUUUAUUGGGAAUAGAUGUUCUGGAGAGGAACAAAGUUGCAGCUGUGGUUACAAGAGCCAAAGCAAAAGAACAAGAACAAAAUGAAUUAAGUGCCAAAAAUCGCAUGAAUAAAUGUGAUGUCGAACCAAGGGACUUAAAUGUCGUGGUAACUAAGGAUGAGGCUGAUGAAGUGAACCUUGAUUUACCGGAAACUACAUUACUGGCAGCAACAGAAAAUGAAAUUGGAAUUGAGCAGGAAUUUCCUAACGACGCCACAGAAACCAUUUCAGAUCUUGUCUUUGGACAUGGGCUGACACAAAUGCAGAGACAGAGUUUAAGGGAUGUCUGUCAGAAAUUUUCAAGAAUUUUCACAUCAAAGCCGGGAAAGUGUGAUGUUAUCUCACAUACAAUCAAAACAACGUCUGAGAAUCCAAUUACUCAGAGACCUUACAGGAUACCGGAAGCUAAGAAACAGGAAGUUAAGGAGUCUUUGAAUGAAAUGUUAGAACAAGGACUUAUUACACCAUCCAAAAGUCCGUGGGCCUCACCAAUUGUCCUUGUCAACAAGCCUGAUGGGACAAUUAGAAUAUGUGUUGAUUAUAGAAAAUUGAAUGAAAUAACUCUCAUGGACCCUUAUCCCAUUCCACGCAUGAGUGAUAUAUUUGAGAAAAUUGGAAGUGCAAAAUAUUUGAGUAGAUUUGAUCUAACAAAAGGCUACUGGCAAGUUCCUCUGGCAAAGGAAACACGCGAGAAAUCCGCCUUCAUCACCCCAUUUGGCCUUUUCGAGUUUACAGUGAUGCCGUUUGGUAUGAAGACGUCUCCAGCUUCAUUCAUAAGACUUAUGGAUCGUAUUUUAGAUGGAACUCAAAAUACUGUUGCGUACUUUGAUGACAUAAUUGUCUACAGUCAGACGUGGGAAGACCAUAUCGAAUAUGUAACAGAGUUACUUCAGCGUAUUCAUGAGGCCAAUCUUACCAUCAGACCAUCAAAAUGUAAGUUGGGAGCAACAGAAAUCGUCUGUUUGGGACAUAUGGUUGGAGGGGGAUCAAUUCGACCAGACCCUCGGAAAUUGAAGGCCAUGGAGGAUUUUCCGCUUCCCUUGACAAAGAAAGAAUUAAGAUCAUUCUUGGGGCUAACUGGAUACUAUCGCCAGUAUAUAGGAAAUUAA